This is a messenger RNA of Seriola dumerili (greater amberjack), 1483 nucleotides long. RefSeq names its product adhesion G protein-coupled receptor G7 (gene adgrg7). The transcript is spliced from 8 exons. Gene Ontology annotation, cellular component: membrane. The annotation marks the transcript as partial. Gene Ontology annotation, molecular function: G protein-coupled receptor activity. Gene Ontology annotation, biological process: cell surface receptor signaling pathway; adenylate cyclase-activating G protein-coupled receptor signaling pathway. Lineage: Eukaryota; Metazoa; Chordata; Actinopteri; Carangiformes; Carangidae. The record is from RefSeq and is a predicted model, not a curated record.
CUGGGUUUCGUCCUCUACCAGAACGACCGGUUCUUCAGGUCCAGGAUCUAUAGGAGUCGUCACGCCACCGUCAGGGUGCUGUCGGCCACGGUCGGAGGUCGUGAGCGCAGCGUGGUGCCACAACAUGUGGAGAUACAGUUCAGACCAACGCUGUUGAACAGGACGUCUCUGUACAACUUCGCCUGUGCUUUCUGGAACUACAGCAAGGAGGACUGGAGCACUGUCGGCUGCUCCAAAGGAAACGCCUCGGACGGAGUCCUCCGAUGUUUCUGUAACCACACCACCAACUUCGCCGCUCUCUGGUCUUUCAGGGAGGACUAUGAGUACGCAGAAGCUCUGGACUGGAUUUCCUUGGUUGGACUGUCUGUCUCUGUUCUGGGUUUGGUGGUAACGAUCAUUUACCACAUUAAAGACAAUUUUCAGAAAAAGUCUCGUCAGAACAACAAGAACUCAAAGAUGGCGCUGCUGUGUAUCUACGUCAGCCUGCUGGCCUUCAUCAUCACCUUCCUCUCUGGUGUGCAGAACUCCCACCGGCAGGACGUGGGCGAGGUGCAGACUCAAACGAACGCCAUCCUGGACUCUGACGAGCACGUGGAGCCGGACAGCGGCUCAUGCACAGCAGUGGUGGCUCUGCUUCACUUCUUCCUGUUGGCCACCUUCAUGUGGAACAGUGUGUACGCCACCCAGCUGGUGCUGCUGGUCAGGACCAUGCACAGCAGUCUCCCCCCACACUGGACUCCGCUCAGUGUGGCUGUGGGAUGGGGAGUCCCAGCUGUUGUCAUGGCGAUCACACUGGGAGCUACCUACAGGGUGGACAAUCCUCUGGGAUACAGACAGGAGGAAUUCUGCUGGCUCGCAGGACUGGACAGGCACAAACAUUUUGACUUUCGGAAACCGAUGUUCUGGGGGUUCAUCCUUCCUGUGGGUCUGAUCCUGAUCUACAACAUGGUGCUUUUGGUCCUCACCUGCAUGUCCAUCUGCAAGACAGACCCCCGCCUCGCCAGCACCAGUCAGUCUCUGGGGAAGAAGUUCCUCACCAGUUUCUCUCUGGCUGUGAUACUGGGUGUGUCCUGGUCUCUGGGAUACCUGGUCCUCGUCUCCUCAGAAGAAACACACCUCACCUUCAGCAUCAUCUUCUGCCUCUUUACAACCACACAGGGUCUUCAGAUCUUCGUCCUCUUCACAGCCAGAAAGCCGUCGUUCAGAGCCACCGUCUCCCGCUCUGUGCAGUACGUCGCCUCGGUCAACGACAUGCUCCACAUGACCACGUACAGUCUGCAGAGGGUGUGGACGGGAAGGUCCGAGUCCGAGUCCGAGUCCUACAGAGACCUGAGAGACGACUGCACGGCCAGCAGCAAGACGCCGAAGGUUUCAUCACCAGAGGUUCAGGACGAAGAUCUGAACACAGACAUGUAACAGAGGAGGAUAUCAAUCCUCCUGGCAGCUCCAACAGAGACACAAACCUGAUCAACAUGGCUGCACA